Messenger RNA from Conger conger (European conger), 3581 nucleotides. RefSeq names its product zinc finger protein basonuclin-2-like. Lineage: Eukaryota; Metazoa; Chordata; Actinopteri; Anguilliformes; Congridae. The coding region runs from base 129 to 3581 and encodes 1150 amino acids. The transcript has 8 exons. Gene Ontology annotation, biological process: regulation of DNA-templated transcription. Gene Ontology annotation, cellular component: nucleus. The record is from RefSeq and is a predicted model, not a curated record.
GACUUUUCAAUCCCAUCAGAUAUUGAAAGGGGGGAGAAAAAACUUCCCCGCUUGAGGGCGAAAUCAGACUUUUGGGGACGGCGAGUUCGAAAGCCUUAGGACCUGGUCUCUUCCUGCAACAUGCAGAAAUGUCAGAAGAGGCAGACGUGGAUGUGAGAGACAGAGACGCAGCGAGAGACAGAGAGCAAGAGAGGGCACGAGACGGCGCUUCGAGAGCCACCAGCAGUCGCAACUCCAUGCAGUUCGGCACCAGACCUGCAAGUGCUGAGCCUGGCUUCAUGGGGACAUGGCAACAGAACGCUGACAGCAACCUUCUCUUCAGAAUGUCCCAGCAGGCCAUCCGCUGCACUCUAGUGAACUGCACCUGUGAGUGUUUUCAGCCGGGCAAGAUCAACCUGAGGACAUGUGACCAUUGCAAGCACGGCUGGGUAGCCCACGCGCUGGACAAGCUGAGCACGCAGCACCUGUACCACCCCACGCAGGUGGAGAUCGUGCAGUCCAACGUGGUGUUCGACAUCAGCAGCCUGAUGCUGUACGGGACCCAGGCGGUCCCAGUGCGGCUGAAGAUCCUGCUGGAUCGCCUCUUCAGCGUGCUCAAGCAGGAGGAGGUUCUGCACAUCCUGCACGGUCUGGGCUGGACCCUGAGGGACUACGUCCGGGGAUACAUCCUGCAGGACGCUGCGGGCAAGGUGCUGGACCGCUGGACCAUCAUGUCCCGGGAAGAGGAGAUCAUUACCCUGCAGCAGUUCCUGCGGUUCGGGGAGACCAAAUCCAUCGUGGAGCUGAUGGCCAUUCAGGAGAAGGAGGGCCAGGCUGUUACCGUGCCCUCCUCCAAGGCCGACUCUGACAUCAGGACUUUUAUCGAGAGCAACAACCGCUCGAGGAGCCCCAGUCUCCUGACACACCUGGAGAACAGCAGCCCCUCCAGCAUCCACCAUUUUGAGAACAUCCCCAACAGCCUGGCCUUCCUGCUCCCCUUCCAGUACAUCAACCCGGUCUCGGCCCCCAUGCUGGGCCUCCCGCCCAACGGGCUGAUGAUGGAGCAGCCGGGGCUCCGCCUCCGCGAACCCAGCCUGCCCAAUCAGGGCGAGCCGCUGGACACCAGCGACUCGGAGGUGUCGCUCUCGCCCUUCCGCAACGGACAGAGCCCCAGCCAACAGCGGGGAGGCGGGGCCAACAGCGUCUCAAACGUGAUCGAGCCGAAAUCCGAGCCGGCCAGCGCCUCGCCUAUUUCCCCCGCCCCCUCAUCGCAGACGCCCCAGCAACACUCCUCCUUCUCCUCCAAGAUGCACCGCAUGCGACGGAUGGGCUCCACCUCCCGCAAGGGCCGGGUGUGCUGCAACGCCUGCGGCAAGACCUUCUACGACAAGGGCACGCUCAAGAUCCACUACAACGCCGUGCACCUGAAGAUCAAGCACCGCUGCACCAUCGAGGGCUGCAACAUGGUGUUCAGCUCGCUGAGGAGUCGGAACCGCCACAGCGCCAACCCCAACCCACGACUGCACAUGCCCAUGCUGAGGAACAACCGCGACAAGGACCUCAUCCGCUCCAGCGGAUCCGGCACCCCGGUCAUCUCCAACGCCAAGAGCGGGCUGACCCUCACCAGCCCAGGCAGGCCCCCCCUGGGCUUCGGCACCCCACCCCUGGAUCCCUUGCUGCAGUCGUCCCUCCAGAACCCCCUCGUGUUCCCCUCCUUGAAGUCGGUGCAGCCGGUGCAACCGGUCCCACCCUUCUACCGCACACUCCUGUCCCCCGGUGACAUGGUCAGUCCUCCCGUGUCCCUACCCACCAGUCCCAUAAUGCCCUCUGCCACCAACACCUCGGCACUGAUGGACCAUCAGGGCCCAGCUCCCAGCUCCCACAAUCCUCUGGUGUCCGAGGCAGGGCCUUUGUCCCACAGACUGCACCACCCCAUGCCCCAGGACCCCGUGGUCGACCCCAUGCCCAAGAAGAAGCCCCGCAAGUCCAGCAUGCCCGUCAAGAUCGAGAAGGAGGUCAUCGACGUGGGGGACGAGUACGACGAGAAAGACGAGGAGGAUGAGGAGGGGCGGCCGCUCAACGGGUUGCCCGGCAACCAGGGCAGCCACCUGCACUGCCACCAGUCCCCGUCCCAGGAUGAGAUGAGCCCCGGCAUGGCCCUGAAGACCAUGCUGCGGCCAGACCAGGAAGACUGCCGGGGAGGGGGCUCCUCGGGGGAGCUCCGCUGCAUGGACAGCUUCACCUCCGAGGACCAGGACCACGAGCGGGACUUCGAGAACGAGUCGGAAACCUCUGAGUCCAAGAUGUGCUGCGGCGACGAGAUGAUGGACCACGAGGACCACCACCGUCACAUGGGCAUGAUCGGGAUGGACCACGACCGGGACCGCGACCACGACCUGGAGGAGGCCCACCUGAGGAAGGAGAUGGAGGAGAAGAACCACUCCCUGCCCUCCCCGCACCAACCCGUCAUCAAGAUCAAGGAGGAGCUGAGCGACCCCACCUACGACAUGUUCUGCAUGAGCCAGUACGGACUGUACAACGGGGUGGGUGGAAUGGCGGCCGCGGCCGCGGCAGCCAGCAUGGCCGCCCUGCACGAGAGCUUCGUCUCCUCCAUGAGCUACGCCGCCAGCCCGCCAAAGUUCUCCUCGCACUCCUCCGAGGGGGAGCUGUGCUCCAGCCCCGACCCCAAGAUCUGCUACGUCUGCAAGAAGAGCUUCAAGAGCUCCUACAGCGUGAAGCUGCACUACCGGAACGUGCACCUGAAGGAGAUGCACGUCUGCACCGUGGCCGGCUGCAACGCGGCUUUCCCCUCGCGACGCAGCCGAGACAGGCACAGCGCCAACAUCAACCUCCAUCGUAAACUGCUGACCAAAGAGCUAGACGACCUGGUCCUGGAGCCGCACCACUCCCCCCUGCCACGCGACCUGCGUGACGACUUCCUGUCCAAGCUCUACGGCGGGCACCACCUGCACCACCACCCCCACCUGGGGCUGGACGCCAUGGGAGCGGGGGCGGGCGGGGCCGCCAGGAGGGGGCCGGGCCGGGACCACGUCAGCUCGCCGGCGGGGCCGGACUACGGCCACGCUAACGGCUACUGCCGCCUGCCGCCCGACGACUACAUGGUGCUGGACCUGAGCACGGCGUCCAGCGUGCAGUCCAGCAGCAGCGUGCACUCCUCGCCCGAGUCGGACGAGUGCAGCGACGAGGGCAUCCUGCUGGACGACGUGGAGGGCCCCAGCGACGGCGAGGACUGCCCCCGGAGCGCCGAGGGCCCGGGGCCGGACGGCGGCGGGGGGGGGGAGGGGGGAGGGGGCGGUUGCCGUGGCGGCGGCGGGGCGGGGCGGGGGUGCGAGGGCGUGCUCCUGGAGCCCUCCGCCUCCAUGCUCUCGGCCAACGGGGGCAUCCUGUGCAACAUCUGCCACAAGCUGUACAGCAACAAGGGGACGCUGAGGGUCCACUACAAGACGGUGCACCUGCGCGAGAUGCACAAGUGCAAGGUGCCCGGCUGCAAUAUGAUGUUCUCCUCCGUGCGGAGCCGCAACAGACACAGCCAGAACCCCAACCUGCAUAAAAACGUGCCCUUCGCCUCCAUGGUCGAUUAA